This is a messenger RNA of Condylostylus longicornis, 2889 nucleotides long. It is a transcript of the gene RNaseZ, whose product is annotated as ribonuclease Z, mitochondrial. The coding region runs from base 194 to 2734 and encodes 846 amino acids. The transcript is spliced from 11 exons. Gene Ontology annotation, cellular component: mitochondrion. NCBI's taxonomy places the organism in Eukaryota, Metazoa, Arthropoda, Insecta, Diptera, Dolichopodidae. Gene Ontology annotation, molecular function: 3'-tRNA processing endoribonuclease activity. Gene Ontology annotation, biological process: mitochondrial tRNA 3'-end processing. The record is from RefSeq and is a predicted model, not a curated record.
UUGUUGACAACAAAAAACAAUGUGCUAAAUUUUAUUUCAAAACUCCAAACUCAUAAAGUGUAACAACUUUUUGGAAAUUCAUUAACUUAACAAUUAUUACUCACUAGUUAACGUAAAUUACAAAAUGUUACGCAGUUUUAAUUUAAAAAAACCAAACUAAAAGAUUUAUAAAAUAACUUAAAAAAAUCCAUAAAUGUUUAGGAAUAUCAAAAUUGCUCUUCAAACCUCCAUUCCAUUAAAUGUAAAUAAGUUUCGUGUUUCCACCUUAAGUAAUUCAAAAUUGAAAUUAAAUAAACUUCUAAUAAGUAUGCCAAAAGAACGUGAACAUAUUGCUGAAGCGCAAAAGCAGAGGCAAAAAAUUAAGGAAAAAAGUUCAAAAUAUAUACCCGGCACGGUUAAUUUACAAGUUCUUGGGAAUGGAUCAAGUUCAGCACCAGCUGUUGUUUAUUUAUUUACUGAUCAAAAUAGAUAUUUGUUUAAUUGUGGAGAAGGUACACAAAGAUUAGCUCAUGAGCAUAAAACAAAAUUAUCACGUUUAGAGCAUAUUUUUAUGACACGUACAAGUUGGGAUCGUUUAGGUGGUUUACCAGGUUUAACAUUAACAGUUCAAGAUUCUGGUGUACCAAAUUUAACAUUACAUGGACCACCCGGUCUGGAUGAAAUUUUUCGUGGAAUGGAACGUUUUGUUGUCCUAAAAGAUUUAAAAGUAAGUACUGUAAAUUAUGAAAAUGGUGGAGAUUUUGAAGAUCAAGUUAUGACAGUAAAAUGUAUUCCAUUAAAAAUUGAUAAAUAUGAAAACAAUAAUGAUGCCAAGUCAAGUGAUUUAAAAGAAGAAAUUCCAGAGAUUGAUGAUACAGAUUAUUAUGAAUAUGAAAAUAAAAAGAAGGAUGAAAGACAAUCACCAAUUUCGAUUAAUGUUAAAAAUAUUUCAUCAGAAAAUUAUCAGCGAAGAGAAGAAUUUAUGACUUGCGCCUACAUAUGCAAAUUGAAGCCUAAACCUGGAUCAUUAAAUCUAGAAAAAUGUGUUGAUAAAGGUGUACCACCCGGACCAUUACUGGGUCAACUUAAAAAUGGUUUUGAUGUAGAAUUACCGGAUGGAACAAUUGUAAAGUCUGAUGAUGUACGGGCUCCAACUGAUCCUGGGCCUGUAUUUAUAUUUAUCGACGUUCCAAAUGAAGAUUAUCUAGUCGCAUUAGAGAAACAAGCAAAUUGUUUUGAAGAUUAUCAAGCAAAAUCAGAAAAUGAAGAUAAUAAGGCUAUUUUAAUAAUUCAUUUUACACCACAGAAUAUUAUACAAACAGAAGCAUACAAAAAAUUCAUGAUGAAAUUUCCAAAUACAACUCAACAUUUAAUAUUGAAUUCUUCUAAUAGAUUUUCUGGUUAUGUAGCUACUCAUCGUAUUCAAUAUCAAUUAAAUCAAAUUCACAGUGGAAUCUUUCCAUUGCUUAAGGAGAGCAUAGAUUUAAAUAUAGAUCAAUUAGAAAGGCCAACAAAAAAGUUGAAAUUAUUACCAGACAAUAUUAAUUCACAAAUUAAAAUUAUAGAAAAAGAAAAUUCUCUUAAUUGUAUACCAGAUGUAAUUACUUUAACUUCUUUUAAUUUAAGACCAAAAAAAUCAUUAGAUAGAUCAUAUGAACCUCAAUUUACACCAGAUGAAUAUAUUGAAGAAACCCAUGCGGUAGAAGGAUUUUUAGAAUCACUUCAUAAUUUCAAAAAUAUUUAUAAUAAAAUAAAUUCUGAAGAGAAUGAUGAUUCUAUUACAAAAUUAAAUUAUCCAAAAAUUUUAUUUCUGGGAACAGGUUCAUGUAUUCCCAAUAAAACACGCAAUGUUAGUUCAAUACUUUUAAAUAUAAAUUCUAGUUCUUGUAUAUUAUUUGAUUGUGGUGAAGGUACUUGGGGUCAAAUAAUAAGAUUCUAUGGAGAAAAUGAAGCAUUAGAAAUUUUACAUAAUUUAAAAGCGAUAUUUGUUUCACAUUUACAUGCAGAUCAUCACAUAGGUCUAAUAGGAUUAUUAAAGGCUCGCCAAUUGUUAAAAAUUGAAACACCCAUACUUCUAUUUGCCCCUGCACAAAUUAAAAAUUGGUUAAAUUUUUAUGAUAGACGAAUCGAAAAACUUUCUACAGAAUAUUCUUUAAUUCCUAAUGCUGAUUUGAUUACAACCCCCUAUAAUACAUUAUAUACAGAAGAAAUGGGUAUUAAAUCUAUAUCAACUUGUCUAGUACGACAUUGUCCUCAUGCAUUUGGUAUUGCAAUUGAAUUAAUUGAAGAAUUUAAUAUGAAACCAAUAAAAAUUACAUAUAGUGGUGAUACAAUGCCAUGUGAUGAAUUAAUUAAAUUAGGAAUGAAUUCAACUAUUUUAAUACAUGAAGCAACAAUGGAAGAUGAAUUACAGCAUGAAGCAAUAUAUAAAAUGCAUAGUACAGUUUCACAAGCUAUAAGUCAAGGUGAAAGAAUGCAAUCACAAUAUACAAUUUUAACACAUUUUAGUCAAAGAUAUGCAAAAUUACCAAGAAUUGAAAAUGAUAUUGGACAAAAAGUUGGUCUAGCUUUUGAUAAUAUGGAAAUAUGUUUAAAGGAUAUUAAAUAUUUACCUUUAAUGUAUCCAACUUUAAAAAUUAUGUUUACAGAACAUUGUGAAGAAUUAGAACAAAAAGCUGUUAAACGUGCCCUCAAAAAAGAAAGAAAACGUCAAUCGAUACCAGAAAAUAAAAAUUUUAAAGAAAUUACUAGAUGACAUUAUAAAAGAAAUUUGAAUUUAAUUAAAUCAGAAAAAAAAAUUAAAAAUUUUAUAGGAUUUUUCAAAAUACAAUUAUAAUUAUACUUAUAAAAAUUUAUUAAAAUAUUAAAAAUUUUUGCAUAAAAUGCUAAAAUUCUUUAAAAAUAAAAAAU